AGGAUGUCCAAUUCCACCACCAACUUCUACGCGCUGUCUCAGUCCUUCAGCUUCUCUGACAUCAUUGUCAUCGUAAUUUACUUCCUUCUCAACCUGGCCGUAGGCAUAUGGUCAUCAUGCAGGGUGAGCAGGAACACGCUAAGUGGCUACUUCCUUGCGGGGCGAGACAUGGCCUGGUGGCCGAUUGGAGCUUCAUUGUUUGCCAGUUCAGAGGGCUCAGGUCUGUUCAUUGGUCUUGCCGGGACAGGAGCUGCUGGGGGCAUUGCUGUCGCAGGCUUUGAAUGGAACGCCACUUAUGUGUUGCUGGCUCUAGCUUGGGUGUUCGUUCCGGUCUACAUCUCCUCAGGGAUCGUGACAAUGCCUGAGUACCUAGGCCGGCGUUUCGGAGGAGAGAGGAUUCGAACCUACUUGGCUGUUCUCUCAUUGCUUCUGUCCGUCUUCACAAAGAUAUCAACUGACCUCUAUUCAGGAGCCCUGUUUGUCCAAGUGUGUCUAGGAUGGAACCUUUACCUGUCCACUGUCCUCAUGCUGGUGGUCACGGCGCUGUAUACUAUUGCUGGUGGUCUUGCUGCUGUCAUCUAUACAGACACGCUGCAAACAUUGGUGAUGAUUGUAGGAGCAAUCAUUCUCACCAUCACUGCUUUCAACAAGAUUGGAGGCUAUAGUAACCUGGAGAAAGUGUACAGCAUGGCAGUGCCCAGCAAGAUCAUACCCAACAGUACCUGCCAUCUACCUCGAAAGGACGCCAUGCACCUGUUCCGAGACGCUGUCACUGGAGACUUGCCCUGGCCUGGCAUGACCUUAGGACUCACAAUCCUGGCUACUUGGUACUGGUGCACUGAUCAGGUGAUUGUUCAACGAUCCCUCUCGGCAAAAAACAUGAGCCAUGUGAAGGGAGCGUCCAUCCUGGCUGCCUAUCUGAAGAUGCUGCCCUUCAUCUUCAUCAUCCUUCCGGGCAUGAUCAGCCGUGCUCUCUAUCCAGAUACAGUGGGAUGCGUCGACCCCGAGGACUGUGUGCGAGUUUGCGGAGCCGAGGUGGGAUGCUCCAACAUCGCCUUCCCCAAACUUGUCAUUGAGCUCAUGCCAAGUGGAUUGCGGGGCCUCAUGAUAUCAGUGAUGAUGGCUGCUCUGAUGUCAUCGCUGACCUCCAUUUUCAACAGCAGCUCCACAUUGUUCACCAUGGACAUCUGGAAGAAGCAUCGGCCGCGAGCCUCAGAGAAAGAGUUGCUACUGGUUGGCAGGAUUGUGACAGUGAUUUUGGUGGUGGUGAGUGUGGUGUGGAUCCCCAUCUUGCAGUCCGCCAACAGCGGCCAGCUGUAUGUUUACAUUCAGUCCGUGACUAGUUACCUGGCGCCACCCGUCACGGCUGUGUUCACCCUGGCAGUCUUCUGGAGGAGAACCAAUGAGCAGGGCGCAUUCUGGGGCCUUAUGGUUGGCUUGGUUGUGGGGGUGUGCCGGAUGGUGCUGGAGUUUGCCUUCCCGCCUGCCAGGUGUGGCGUCAUUGACUCAGCGCCUGCCGUUCUGCGCCGCGUUCACUACCUCCACUUUGCCAUUUUACUUUGUGGGCUCACCGCUAUUGUGGUCACCGUGGUGUCACUGCUUACACCUCCCCCGGGCCAUGACCAGUUGAGGAACUUGACCUGGUGGACUCUGACCGAGGAGUCUCCCAGACAAAUCCCUCUACAGAAAGUCUCCUCUGCCAGUCACCGUAAUUCUCAAGGUUCCACACCAGCGCAUCAGAUGACUUGUGGUCAUGGCCUGCGAUUGUGCAUGGCAGCAGUCCAGCGCUUUCAGGAGACUCCCAGAGUUCCAAGCGUACGCGAGAGUGCUUUCUGGUCAAGAUUCUGCUGCGCAAACGCCCUCCUGCUUGUCAGCAUUAACAUUUUUCUCUAUGCAUACUUUGCCUGA
This is a messenger RNA of Nerophis lumbriciformis (worm pipefish), 1908 nucleotides long. Lineage: Eukaryota; Metazoa; Chordata; Actinopteri; Syngnathiformes; Syngnathidae. The record is from RefSeq and is a predicted model, not a curated record.